AUGUCCACCACCGAGACUACCACCCAGACAGCCGAGCAAGUCUCGAGUCUGCAUGGUUUUGGAAGGAUGCGGGUCGAUGGCACCGAUAGGCAUUUCGGCGACUUUCGCGAUGCCUUGACUCGAGAUGGAUUCGCCAUCGUGAAGGGCGCUAUUCCGAAGGGAAAAGCGCUGGAGUACGCCGAUGCGAUGUAUUCUUGGCUGGAGGGGUUCGAGCUCGGAUUCGACCGAAACGAUCCGUCUAGUGUACAAAAGGACAACUUGCCCGUUCUCAAUGAGAAGGGUAUGUGUCUGCACUAUGGUCUCCCUCAUGAGAACUUUGUUUGGGGCGUUCGAAGUGAGCCUGGUGUCAUUGAUGCCUUCGAGAAGAUCUACGAUGAUGAAGAUCUCAUUGUUUCUUUUGAUGCCAUCAACAUUCAAUUCCCGAACCGGACCGAUGUUCCUCCAAAUACACCCUGGCCUCACCAGGAUCAGGAUCCCGAGAAGCAUGGUUUCCGUUGCAUGCAAGGGCUCGUGAAUUUGCUCCCCAACGGACCCGAUGACGGCGGUCUCAUCGUCUGCCGGGGCGGUCACCUUCUCUCCGAGCAAUUUCACAAGGAGAUGGCCGAUGAGGAGCGAAUCCCAGCCUGGACACCAGAGUGGUAUGGUUUCACUGACCGCGGAAUGAAAUGGUUGGAGGAUCGUGGUUGCAAGUGGGAAAAGGUCAGCGCUGAGCCGGGAGAUCUACUCCUCUGGGACUCACGUACGCCGCACUACAAUCUCAGUCCGAAGAAGACUCAAGACCGCCUCGCCAUUUAUACCUGCUACAUGCCAGUGGCAGAUGCAACACAAGAAGAUCUGCUCCGUAAGAAAGAUGCCUUUGAUCGCCGUGUUGGCACCACCCACUGGCCCAAUGCAAAGCAUACUGGAUCAAAUGUGGCAAAUCGCAAUGGCGAAGAUGACCCUCAUAACCGCCUGCGGCCACUAGUUGAUCCUGUGCUUGGAGAGAGGGCGUUCAAACUGACAGGCAUUCCUUACAUUAAGUGA
Messenger RNA from Penicillium brevicompactum, 1023 nucleotides. RefSeq lists its product as uncharacterized. The transcript is spliced from 3 exons. NCBI's taxonomy places the organism in Eukaryota, Fungi, Ascomycota, Eurotiomycetes, Eurotiales, Aspergillaceae. Bases 1 to 1023 code for a protein of 340 amino acids. The record is from RefSeq and is a predicted model, not a curated record.